This is a messenger RNA of Phlebotomus argentipes, 2417 nucleotides long. RefSeq names its product leucine--tRNA ligase, mitochondrial (gene LeuRS-m). The transcript is spliced from 2 exons. Gene Ontology annotation, cellular component: mitochondrion. Gene Ontology annotation, molecular function: ATP binding; leucine-tRNA ligase activity; aminoacyl-tRNA deacylase activity. Lineage: Eukaryota; Metazoa; Arthropoda; Insecta; Diptera; Psychodidae. The record is from RefSeq and is a predicted model, not a curated record. The coding region runs from base 101 to 2398 and encodes 765 amino acids. Gene Ontology annotation, biological process: mitochondrial translation; leucyl-tRNA aminoacylation.
CACAGAAACCAAGAAAUCCAUCGAGAAUUACUGGCGAGAGACUGUGAGCCAUGGAGAGUUCGAUGAGACAUCUCAUCUGGAGAAACACUACGUGCUGUCGAUGUUUCCCUAUCCUUCCGGCAAUCUGCACAUGGGCCACGUCCGGGUGUACACAAUCAGUGACGCCAUGGCCAGAUUCUUCCGGAUGUGCGGGAAGAAUGUUCUCCACCCAAUGGGCUGGGACGCCUUCGGAUUGCCGGCGGAGAAUGCAGCGCGAGAGCGCGGAAUUCCGGCUGAUAAAUGGACAGAGAGCAAUAUUGAGAAGAUGAAGCAGCAGCUGGAAAAACUGGGAUGUUCUUUCGAUUGGCGCCGGGAAUUGGCCACCUGUAGUCCGGAGUACUACAAGUGGACGCAGUACCUCUUCCUGAGGCUGUACAGAGAGGGAUUGGCGUAUCAGAGGGAGGCGCUGGUGAACUGGGAUCCUGUGGAUGAGACUGUCUUGGCUGAUGAGCAAGUGGACGAGAACGGAUGCAGCUGGCGGUCAGGAGCGAAGGUGGAGAAGCGCCUCUUGAGACAGUGGUUCAUCAGAACUACAAGAUUUGCUAAGGAACUGCUUGAAGGCCUGGACAAUCCGAUCUUGGAAGAUUGGAGAGAUAUUGUGAAGCUCCAGAAGCACUGGAUUGGCGACUGUAACGGAUAUUCCUUUGACUUUGCCGUGGUCAGUCAUCAAGCAGAUCAGCAACCUCCAAUUUCCACCAUAAGUGUCUGGACACAGAAGCCAGAACUCGUGAAAAUGUCCAGUUUCGUGGCAAUCUCAAAGAAUCAUCCUUUAGCACAGAAUUGCGAUGGAUUAGCUGUACAAAAUCCCUUCACAGGACAACAAAUCCCAUUUGUCAUCCAAGAAGAUGAAGAUUUUCCUCCAGAAUGCAAUGCAUUCUUGGGAAUUCCCACACUUGAAAGCCUCCCGGAAGAUUUAGGAGCAGCAGAAGUGUUGAAAAAGGCUCAAGAGUUGAGAAUUGGAGGCUUUCCUGUGAGUUCAAAGCUCAAAGACUGGUUAAUCUCGAGACAGAGAACUUGGGGCACUCCAAUCCCGAUUAUUCACUGUCCAGAUUGUGGUCCUGUGCCGGUUCCUGAAGAAUCCCUGCCAGUGACUCUCGAGAAUACGCAGGAAGACAAAGUUUCCUGUCCAAAGUGCAAAAAUCCCGGCGCAAAGAGGGAAAAAGACACAAUGGACACUUUUGUGGACAGUUCCUGGUACUUUUUGCGCUUCCUAGACUCUAAGAACAGCCAGGAGAUUUUCAGAAAAGAUCUGGUCAAGUCAAUGCCUGUGGAUUUGUACAUUGGAGGAAAAGAACACGCGGUUUUGCAUCUCUAUUACGCUCGAUUCAUGAAUCACUUCCUCAAUUCCAUCGGUUUGGUGCCUGAGAAAGAGCCCUUCAAGCGUCUUCUCGUCCAAGGAAUGGUCAUGGGCAGAUCAUUCCGCGUCAAAGGAUCUGGAAAGUAUCUUCCUGAGAGUGAGGUGGAAAUCAUCGAUGAGAAGCGAAACAAGGCGAUGGAGAAGGUUUCCGGGAAACCUGUGGUGGUGACGUGGGAGAAAAUGUCCAAAUCCAAGCUCAAUGGCGUGGAUCCUGAGGAUGUGAUUGAGGAAUUGGGCGUGGAUGCGACCAGAUUGGUGAUUCUAGGCGAUGUGGCGCCGUUUUCCCACCGCAAUUGGUCACGAGCAACGUUCCAGGGAUUGAUAAACUGGCAGAAGCGUCUCUGGAUGACUGUUCAUGACUUCUGCCUGAGUCGCCGGGCGGAUGGGAAGGUGGAGAAGAGCGCCCAGUUCGCUGAGGAGGAGGCAAAGCUGUGGGAUGCCAGGAAUUACUACAUCACAGGCGCCACUUUUCACUUCCGACACACUCAUCAACUCAGUGUGGCCAUCAGCAAGAUGCAAGGCCUCACAAACUCCAUCAGACGCGCUCCUCCGGAUGUCGUGCAGUCUGGCAAAGAGUACCAACGCGCUCUGGCCACGCAAAUCAUCAUGCUUGCUCCACUGGCGCCGCACUUCGCCUCGGAAUUGUGGGUGAGAUUCGCGUCGGCGGUGGAGAAAGAUGACUUCUUGGCCUGGGAUGAGGACGUCCUGCAUCAGAGGUGGCCAGAAGUGGAAGCUGAGUACCACUUGGAUCUCACAGCAAAGGUCAAUGGAGUGGAAUUGGGCGUUCGGAAGUUUCCCAGGCGGCUUCUCGAUGCAAUGACAAAGGAGGAGGCGACGAAAACUGCCCUCACCGUUCCGGAAGUUAUAAAGUUCAUCGGAGAGAAGAAAAUCUUGGACGCGACUGUUGAAUUCUAUCCAGGACUGGAAAUUGUCGUCAACGUGCAUGCAAAAUUCCCGCCACGACAGAAAGAAGUGGAAGAAAAGCUGCAGGAAAUGUGUUAAUAAAACUAUUGUUGAUUUA